CGCAUGGCUCUGCCUGGUCUGCGCUCUGCCGUCCUGCCGGGACGCGUCGUCGCCUCGCGAGCGUUUUCUGUGUCAAGCGCCUGUCGCAACGUCGCGACGUCGUUGCCGGCACGAAAACCUGUGGGUGCGUUUCGUGGGGGUGUGUUUGGAUUCCUAGCUGGAUCUGUGGCGGCUGGGAUCUCCGUCUACUAUUACAUUCUGGCCGAGUAUCGGGUUUCUAACGAGAUGUUGACGGAGGAUAUCUACGCCCUUCAAGUAGCAACCAGAAAACUCCAGACAUAUAUCACAGAACUGGAGACAAAGGUCGACCAAUUGCAGAAGAAGAAUUGAGAUUGGUAUCGUCCGACGGGUGAUUGGUUCUGCUUUUAUCUCUUCGUUGCAUCUGGCUCAGAAUAUCUCGUUUUUAUUUGUCUUUGAAUUGAUUUUCACGUUCGAGGGUGUCCUGGAUCUACAUCAUUCGGUUCUUGUUACUCAAGAGCUAUUGUUUCUAUUCUUUUGAAUCAAAGUGAUAAGUGAGUUGUAAUUGCCAAUGCGUGAUAGGUAUAUAUUUCUUGGGUGGCUUCGUCUGCAAACCAGAUACCCCGCCACUCUGUAUGCUUUUCAUGAUUUCUAG
This is a messenger RNA of Penicilliopsis zonata CBS 506.65, 613 nucleotides long. RefSeq lists its product as hypothetical. NCBI's taxonomy places the organism in Eukaryota, Fungi, Ascomycota, Eurotiomycetes, Eurotiales, Aspergillaceae. The coding region runs from base 4 to 330 and encodes 108 amino acids. The transcript is spliced from 3 exons. The record is from RefSeq and is a predicted model, not a curated record.